Messenger RNA from Saccharomyces kudriavzevii IFO 1802, 1377 nucleotides. It is a transcript of the gene PUS9, whose product is annotated as pseudouridine synthase PUS9. The record is from RefSeq and is a predicted model, not a curated record. Gene Ontology annotation, biological process: pseudouridine synthesis. Lineage: Eukaryota; Fungi; Ascomycota; Saccharomycetes; Saccharomycetales; Saccharomycetaceae. The coding region runs from base 1 to 1377 and encodes 458 amino acids. The transcript has a single exon. Gene Ontology annotation, molecular function: pseudouridine synthase activity; RNA binding.
AUGCAAAGAAAUAAUUUUAAAAAGUUCUUUACAAUGCCAGUGAGCAUGGUUCGACAUCUCAAGAGAAAUGCACUGGCAGCAGAUCUUUCGCCUACGGAAAAUGCAACAUCAAAUGAAUUCAAGAAGCAUUUGCAAAAUGAGGUUGAAAGGGAGAAAACAAUUCAGCAAAGGAAAAAAAAAAAACGAGCUCAAUCAAAAGAACUGCCAAGUUCCACUAAUAAAACCAAAUUACCAUCACAUAAUAAGAAAGAAAAACAUAAACAGACAGAUCCUGAGUAUGAAAUUGAUAUCGAAGGGCCUCUCAGGAAAAUUAAGCCGUAUCACUUUACAUACAGAACCUUUUGUAAAGAACGCUGGAGAAAUAGAAAGCUGAUUGACGUUUUCACGUCUGAAUUCCGGGAUCGCGAACCUGAAUACUAUCGAAAAACAAUUGCCAACGGUAGCGUUUGUUUAAAUGAAAAGACGGCGGACUUGUCUACCAUUAUUCACAAUGGAGACCUGAUCACACAUCAAGUCCAUAGACAUGAGCCCCCAGUCACUUCCAGGCCCAUAAAAAUUGUUUUUGAAAAUAAUAACAUAAUGGUUAUUGACAAGCCGAGUGGUAUACCUGUUCAUCCGACCGGUCGAUAUCGAUUCAAUACGGUGACGAAAAUGUUAGAGAAUAAAUUAGGAAUUGCAGUGAAUCCAUGUAAUAGGUUAGAUAGGCUCACAAGUGGAUUAAUGUUUUUGGCAAAAACCCGGGAGGGAGCUGAUGAAAUUGGUGAUCAAUUGAAAGCUCGGGAAAUUAAUAAAGAGUACGUAGCCAAAGUGAUCGGUGAAUUUCCAGAAACGGAAGUAGUUGUUGAAAAACCUCUAAAGCUGAAAGAGCCGAGGCUUGCUCUUAACGUGGUGUGCCAAAUGGAAGAUGAAGGUGCCAAGCACGCAAAAACCGUUUUUAACAGAAUAAGCUACGAUGGGAAGACGAGUAUUGUAAAGUGCAAACCACUUACUGGACGAUCGCACCAAAUUAGAGUACACCUACAGUAUUUAGGCCAUCCAAUUGCUAAUGAUCCUAUCUAUUCAAAUAAUGAAGUCUGGGGUAGCAGUCUAGGCAAAGAUGGGCAGACAGACUUCGAUACAGUCAUAGCUAAAUUAGACGAAAUAGGGAAAAGCAAGCCCGCUAAAAGCUGGUUUCAUGAGAGCUUCGGGUACAGCGAAGUAUUAAGGCAAGAACAAUGCUCUAUUUGUGACUCAGAUCUUUAUACUGAUCCUGGUCCUAAUGACCUUGAUCUUUGGUUGCACGCAUAUCUAUACGAAUCUACAGAGACUGACGAAGAAACUGGAGAGAAAAAAUGGUGCUACAAAACCGAUCAUCCAGAUUGGGCUCAUGCAAUAUAA